CCUUGGUUGAUAUACAUUUUGUAUUUUACUGUCUGUGGAAUUGAAUAUUGAUGAAAGUCAUUCUUUUUGGUUAUGUAGUGUUUUACUCGAACGUGUGUAGGGUCUCUCUAUUCGAAUUUGUCAUAAUUGUCAAUUGUUAAAUUAAUAUUCUCAGUUGAAAAAAAUUGUUAUAGCUAAACUUCAUCAUGGGUCGGAUGCACACACCCGGGUAAAUAUUUAAUUGAUUUUAUUAAAAUUCGUUCAAUAAAGGUGGACCUUAGAAUAACUAUACGACAACGAUAAUAUGCAUUCCAUAUUAUACAACAAUAUAAUACUAUGUUUUCGUUAGUCGUUUUUGUUGUUCGUUGAGAGCUUUUUCAAUUAUGUGUAUAAUUUCACAAAUAUUUUGUGAUGUGCUUGCAGAAAAGGUAUUUCAAAAUCGGCAUUGCCAUACCGCCGCAGCGUUCCAACAUGGUUGAAAUCUUCGUCUGAAGAUGUCAAAGAUCAUAUUUUCAAGUUAGCCAAGAAGGGUUUGACCCCAUCUAAAAUAGGUAAUGAAUAAUAAAUUGAUACUCUUAUAUUAAACAGGACAUUAUGUAUAAUAUCUUGAAACUGUCAAGCGCUCUUUUAUUAAUGAUAAAAGAGCAUACCUACAUAUAAGUUAUUAUGAGUUAAACAUCAUGCACAUCAUAUAAUUGUAGAUUUAAUUUUUUUUUGUUUAUCAUUGUACUCUUAAGAUAUUGAAGUGUUUUAAAUGAAAAAAAUGAUUUAAUAAAUUAUCAAUUUUGAAUAUUGUGGAAUAAGUGUUAAUUUUCGUCUGGGAGCUAUAAUUUAUUUUGUUUGGUUAAAACAUUUAUAUGUUAGUACCUGGGUAUUAAUUAAACUAAAGAAUAUUGCUCUAUGAUGAUUUAUAUACAUCUUUCUGAACACCUUUUUAAUUGGUUUUCAGUUUUAUAUGGUCUAUAAUGAGGACUUAACGAGGCAUUUGUCUGAGAGCGUAAUUAUUUGAGAUUUUUGUGAACACUAUUGAAAUUUUUAAGAAAAAUAAAUUUGCCCAAUAUCCAUAUCAAUAUAUAGUUUUAAUUUUAAAAUUUUGGAUGAGGCAAUUGACAUUUAUUUAGGAGCCUACUAAAUUAGAACUAGACUUAUCGCUUAUUUUGAGUUAUAUUUUAACUGUAUGUUUAAUUAUAUAUCUAUUCAAAAAAAUUAAUAUCAAAAGUAACUAAAUAAUUCAACAAUUUGUAAUUAUCCAAUUUACUGUACAAUGUGCAUAGUUCAUAAACUUUUCCCAUAAUUAAACUACUACCUACUGAAUAUUACAUGUUAUCAAUGUUGUAUAUGUAUUAAUCUUAAGUUAAUUUGUAUUAUCUCUGCUCAAAGAAUUUUAAAAUGAAAUAAUGAUGCUCUAUGAUGAUUUAUUUACAUAUUUUUCUGAACACCCUAUUUAACUGGUUUUCAGUUUUAUUAGGUUUACUAUGCAGACUAAUCGAGGCAUUUGUCUGAGAGCUUUUAUAUUAUUCAUACUCUGUAUUGAUAAAUUACCUGUCUACUAUACUCUAUUCCUGUUAAGAAUACACCAAUUCGCACAUAUGCGGCUGAGUGCCAAACAUUAGCACGCCAUCGCUGUGUAUACAGCGAGUCAUAAUAUCUAUAAUACCUAUCGUCAAACGAAUCAUGGUAAUAUACGCGUAUAUUAUACAAACUAUUAUCAAAAUUACGCAACUUAAAACAGAUAUAUGUAGCUUUUAGGUUGAAAUUAGAAUUUAAACACAAAUAACAUGUUUAGAAAGGAAUAUUUUAGAAGAUUUAUUUACAAGAAAAUUAAGUUAUAUUGACAUUUUUUUUUCAAAUUACUAAUAUAUUACAAAAUUAAACAUUUUCAAAACAAAUUUUAAUUUGAUGUAGUUUCUUUAGUGACAUUGAAAACUACUUGUUGAGUUUCCGCGGUCAGCGUGUCAUCAACAAUAAAAUCAAUUUUCAAAAUUUGUCUUCUUUUUUUUAUUGUGAUUUAUGAAAUUUGUCCACAUUUCAGAAUUCACACAUUCUAUGCCUUUAUUCAAUAAUACUUUUAUGUCAGCCAACUUGUACAUAGUGUUGUGGGAACGCAUGCACAAAAACGAAUGUGUUUUCGUCUGCCACCAGGUGUACUCUUAAUUGGAAAAGAGUAUAAGAAAGCUAAUAUUUAAUAAAAUAAAAAUGCUCUAUGAUGAUCUUUAUACAUAUUUUUUCUGAACACCUUAUUUGACUGGUUUUCAGUUCUAUUAGGUUUACUAUGCAGACUUAUCGAGGCAUUUGUCUGAGAGCUACUUUUAAGUUAAAAUUAAUAUUGUAGAAACACAACAAAAUAUAUUGAAUUUUUAAUAUGUCUACAGGUGUUAUCUUGCGAGAUUCCCACGGUGUUGCCCAAGUAAGAUUUGUGACUGGAAAUAAAAUUCUUAGGAUCAUGAAAGCUAUGGGUCUAGCUCCUGGUCUUCCUGAAGAUUUGUACCAUUUGAUCAAGAAAGCUGUAGCAAUCAGGAAACAUUUGGAAAGAAAUAGGUAAUGUUCUGAAUUUCUAUGAAGUCAAUUAACAAUACAAUAUUUUAACUAACUGUAACGUUUUACAUUUGCUUAUACUUUACUAUCUUAAAUAUCCAAGUUAAAUGUUCAUGGUUGCUAAUUGGAUUUAAAUUGGUCAGGAAAUUCAUUUUAUUUUCUAGAAUUAAAAAAUAUAUAUAUUUUCUUAGUUAUUUAUGUUAUUUAUGGUUUCAAGAACCAUAGCAUAUCAAAAAUUAAAUCAGAUACUUGUUAUCAGGUUAUCAAAAAAAAAAUUAAAUUUUCAGACAUUUAUAGUCUUACCAUUAUCAUAUUUAACCAGAUUAAUACCAUUGACUAAAUAGUUUGGUACAUCUAAUGGGGUCUAACGUGUGUCACGCCUCCCCCCCAAAUCCUGUACCAUGGUGCAAAAGUUAUCGACACUAUGGCUUUUGGCUAUUAUAUUAUAAGAAUCUUUUUUUGUUAACCUUUUUUUUCUGCUGAUUACGUUUUUAGAAUGUUUUAUUUUUUUAUCCAAUUGAGAUUUUAUAUUCCUCUGAUGCGGUUUCAACCACUCUGGGGUUUCUAGAUUUACUUACAUAGGUAGCUUUGUCAUGAUCUGAUCAUGACUGAUCCCUGUGUCCACUCUUCUCCCCUUUGAAGAACUUCUGUAUCUGCCCUUGGGUGCAGCUGUUUACAUAUUAUAUUUCAAUGGACAUUUGAAAAACAAUUAUUAUCAUUUAAAUUUUAUUUUUGUUAUAUUAUAAUGAUUCAUAUUAAAUACAAUGAAUAAAGAAUUUAGUAUGUCUGAUUACUUAUAAAUUAUACAAUAAUAAUGCAAUUGAAAAAUAAUAAAAAAAAUAAUUAGAUAUUUUAUUGUUAUGUUUAGGAAAGACAGAGAUUCCAAAUUCCGUUUGAUUUUGGUUGAAUCGCGUAUUCACCGUUUGGCACGAUACUACAAACGCAAGUCAAAGAUUGCCCCUAACUGGAAGUAUGAAUCCAGCACUGCAUCUGCUUUGGUUGCUUAAAUAAACUGUUUUAUUUGUAUGGAUGUUAAAAAAGAAAUAUAACUUACAAUUUAAGUUCACCAACUAUUCUUUUUAUUUAUUUAUUAUUUAAAUGUAUUCUUUUUAUUUAUUUGUGACUACCUAUCUCUAAUUGGCUCCUCUACCACUACUUUCAUUAGGAUAGGUACUUCUAUUUAUUUUUUCAAUAUAGGACAGUUGGCAUAUUAA
This is a messenger RNA of Cinara cedri, 3728 nucleotides long. Lineage: Eukaryota; Metazoa; Arthropoda; Insecta; Hemiptera; Aphididae. The record is from the annotation of a GenBank genome assembly.